Molecule: messenger RNA, 1295 nt
Organism: Rubroshorea leprosula
Lineage: Eukaryota; Viridiplantae; Streptophyta; Magnoliopsida; Malvales; Dipterocarpaceae
Source: the annotation of a GenBank genome assembly
GAGUCUCAGCCGCCGCUUCCCGUUAACUUUCUUCUCUUCCCUGGAGCCGGAGACAUUGAGAGUUCUGCUACCGGAAGGUUCAGGCCGAUUGCUUGGAUGCAGAAUCGCCUUUGAGGUGAAACGGAAAUAGUGAGAGAUGGGGUUGCCGAAUGCUUCUGGGGACUUGUCGACGGAGGUGGAAGUGGAUGCUUUCCGCCGCCUCUUCCCGCUUCGGUUCUUCGAGCGUCAUCUUGCUGAAUCCAUACGCCCUGAUGCCAGGCCGCUGGGGAAGGCGAGGGAUACCACCAUAGCUCUUGGGGCUGUUGCAUCUGCUAAUGGGUCAGCACUAGCCAAGAUUGGUUCCACUACCAUGUUGGCUGCUGUCAAGAUGGAAGUCAUGACCCCUUCCAUGGAGUCGCCAGAUGAGGGUUGCAUAGCUAUUGAAUUUCAUAUGCCUCCUAUUUGCUCUCCACUUGUUAGGCCUGGCAGGCCAGCUGAGGCGGCACCAGUUAUAUCGAAGCAGUUAUCUGACACUAUUUUAAGGCAAGCCAAUUACCUCUCAGCUUCACUCUGCUGUAGUCUCUGAUUGUGUUUGUUCUUUUAAUUAUCAGAAUAAUUCAUCCUGUUCUGGCUUGAUUAAUCUUAAGGAACUGUCCUUGGUCAGUGGAAGGGCUGCUUGGAUGGCAUAUUUGGACAUAUACUGUUUGGAUGCUGAUGGUGCUUUAUUUGAUGCCGCACUACUUUCAGCAGUUGCUGCUUUUUCUCAUGUGGAAAUCCCAGUUGUUUCCUUGAAUGAUGAUGGGAAAAUUGUUCUUGUGUCUGAGGAACAUGGAAGAGGAAUGUCAGAAGGGGAGCCUGUCAAUAAGGAAAAGAGGAAACUCAUGUUAAACAGUAUUCCAUUCUCAUUAACUUGCAUACUUCACAAGAAUUACAUUCUGGCAGACCCUACUGCAGAAGAAGAAUCCAUUAUGGAAACCCUUAUAACUGUAGUUUUAGAUUCAUCAGGUCAACUUGUAUCUCUUUAUAAGCCAGGUGGAACUGUUCUUGCUUAUACAUCAGCUAUUCAGGAUUGUGUUGCAUUGACACGACAAAGGGUGAAAGAACUACAGAAGAUUCUAGAUGAAGCCAUUUCUGGUAUGGAGGUUGACUAGUUUACACUAUUUUUUUGAAGGUUUCCCGAUCAUCUUGUGCAGUUCAUGGUAUUUAUUCUCGUUUGAACUAUAUUUGUUUAUUCUAUCUUGUUCAUGCUGUGACAUAAGUUAUCAAAGAGACAUAUUGGAAGAGUUAAGUAUCAUGAAUCAAUUUUGGUAAACACA